AUGGCAUCUGUUUUCUGGCCAUGCGAUGUCGCAAGGAGCGGGUUCUGCUACGGGUGGGAUCAUCCUGCAGUAUGUGUAGCGGGUGUGCUAGAGGUCAAGGAGGAGUCACAUGCAGACGCUCUUCUCCAACGUGUCGCUCGUUCCGCGGAAGGUCAAGCCCUGACUAAAAAUUGUGGUAAUCCACGCGUUCUCGGCCGUUGUGCAUUUAGCUCGCUCGUGCGGUCUUCAUAUCCCCAACCGGAUAUCGAAAUGGCAUACUCUACUGCAUAUAUAUACUAUCAUCGUCAUGAUGCAACAUCCUUGCGAUUUUAUGCUUUGUGUUCGAAUGGAACACGCCUUUUCGAUCUUCAGGAUGAGGUCUUGCGCUCGAGCUUGAAGCACGAUUUUUCGCAUACCAAGUCGUCGCGAAGCGCGUCGAAUACAGGGCAAAUUCUUGUCAAUCAAUGGAAUUCUGCAAAAUCCCUCGAGCAAUCCCUAGAGUAUGAGCAGCGCGCCCAGGGUACUAUUCGAGAGCGCAGCCCUCGCUUUCAAGAGCCUUCAACGUUUGCGGCUAUUAUGAAGAAAAUUCAAUGUACAAUCGACGGAAUCGAAAGCUCGAAGAAUAUUUUCUGGCAUGUCGCAUCCUUUGUCUUUGUGUCGUCGAGAGAAUUCAGUAUCGUAGUUCAGCAGAUUGAAUCUAGGGCGAGGAAGUUGUGUCGCUUGCUCCGUGGCGUGCAACCUGUCCCAAACGGGGACGCGGAGCUCAAGUCUUCUCAGUUUUACAACACCCUCUGGAUCAUUCUGAAUGAUCUCAUCAUUGGCAUUGCGCUUCGUCAGUUUUUGCAUCAGGACCGGCAUGUUUUUAUGCACCUUUUCAAGCUCAUUUUUGAGGACAAGGCCGUGCAUAAAAUACGACAGGUCCUUCUGUGGCUCGAUAGUUGGCCUGCUGGCCUUAAGCUCAACACCGAACUCAGCCGAUUUUAUUCGCACAGCUUUAUGGGGCUGAUUUCGCUUUGGAACAGAGGCUUCCAAACCGUCAUACCUCUCCUUCCCAUAGUAUUCAGUGCCCUUGAGCUUGGGAGCGCGUUUGGGGUGACGAUGACGCUCGCUAUGCUGUGCUAUUUGAUCUCGGUGACUGUAUAUGGUCAUUUGUUACGCUUGGCGGCGUCGCUUUGGAAUCUUUUUCGAGGACGACGACAUAAUGUACUAAGGAAUCGGACGGAUCCUUGGGACUAUGAUGUCGACCAGCUCCUGCUGGGAACCAUUCUCUUCACACUCGUCGCUUAUCUCUUUCCCACCGUUUUAGUGUACUAUAUCUUAUUCGCCACAAUGCGUGUCUCGACUAUUUUGGUGUAUGCUAGUUUGGAGACAGCGCUUGCAUUCAUGAAUUAUUUUCCACUCUUUGCGUUGAUGUUGAGAGUCAAAGAUUCACAACGGUCACCUGAGCCAUCCAUUGCCUCUUUCUGUCACUUUCAGCCAGUAUGUCGAGCUGUGGAAGCGAUUGGCAAAACAUUAUCACCCAUUUCGUCUUGUGUGGUACGUUAUGUCGGGUCAAGUUCUCGAUACCAUCCCGAGGGCAUAUAUACAUAG
Messenger RNA from Suillus paluster, 1569 nucleotides. RefSeq names its product N-acetylglucosaminyl transferase component-domain-containing protein. The record is from RefSeq and is a predicted model, not a curated record. Gene Ontology annotation, biological process: GPI anchor biosynthetic process. The coding region runs from base 1 to 1569 and encodes 522 amino acids. The transcript has 13 exons. Lineage: Eukaryota; Fungi; Basidiomycota; Agaricomycetes; Boletales; Suillaceae. Gene Ontology annotation, cellular component: endoplasmic reticulum; membrane.